AUGGCGGAUGACAAGGCCAAUCGCGGGGCUCUGGUCGUGGUUGAAGGGCUGGACCGCGCGGGCAAGUCCAGCCAGUGCGAGCUGUUGUACAGGAGUCUCUUGGACAUGAACUACAAGACCAAGUAUAUUCGCUUUCCAGACAGGAGUACGCCUAUCGGCAAGCAGAUCGAUAGUUAUCUACGCGGCCAAUCGCAAUUAGAUGACCAUUCGAUCCAUCUGCUCUUCUCGGCCAACAGGUGGGAGGUUGCGCAGAGCAUUCACGAUGACAUCAACAAAGGCAUCACAGUCAUUGUGGAUCGCUAUUCAUUUUCUGGCGCUGUAUAUACGGCGGCCAAGGGUAACCCGAAUCUAUCGCUUCACUGGGCAUGGCAGCCCGAGGUUGGCUUACCUCGUCCCGACCUCUGUUUGUUCCUGAGCAUAUCGCCCGAAGAGGCUGCAAAGAGGGGGGGCUACGGCGUGGAACGAUACGAAACCGACUCGAUGCAGACCCGGGUGAGGAAUUUGUUCCUCUCGCUCCUGGACCUGCCACAUAAUGAUGAAAUCUGUGUCAUUGACGCGGGACGUUCGGUGGCAGAAGUAGCGCAAGACAUCCUAGAACCGGUUCUCGAGUGCAUGAAAAAUGUCGACUCUAUAGGGCCGCUGAAAAAGCUUGGUCCAUGGUCAUUCAUCCCUAUUGGUGACAACUAA
Molecule: messenger RNA, 687 nt
Organism: Talaromyces rugulosus
Lineage: Eukaryota; Fungi; Ascomycota; Eurotiomycetes; Eurotiales; Trichocomaceae
Exons: 2
Coding region: 1-687 (228 amino acids)
Biological process (GO): dTDP biosynthetic process; dUDP biosynthetic process; dTTP biosynthetic process
Cellular component (GO): nucleus; cytosol; cytoplasm
Molecular function (GO): dTMP kinase activity; ATP binding
Source: RefSeq, a predicted model, not a curated record